Messenger RNA from Gopherus evgoodei (Goodes thornscrub tortoise), 2838 nucleotides. It is a transcript of the gene ANKRD45, whose product is annotated as ankyrin repeat domain 45. Gene Ontology annotation, molecular function: protein binding. The transcript has 8 exons. Lineage: Eukaryota; Metazoa; Chordata; Testudines; Testudinidae. The record is from RefSeq and is a predicted model, not a curated record. The coding region runs from base 466 to 1203 and encodes 245 amino acids.
UUCCUCCCCCGGGGAUGGGGGUUCAGGGGGCCCAAUGGUGGCACCAGGCUGAAUGCGAACGCCUGGCCGUCAUGGCAGCGAACUGCGCUGGUAUCGCCCUGAGUUGUCACGGCGUCACCAUGAAGUGUCAAGUAAAGCCUUCUGGCAGUGGAUCACCGCCAAAUAAGGUGGCUACCAGUCCCUUAUUACAAGGAUGUCCUUUAUUUUUUCAUCUCUGAACAAGACUGGGAGUUAUUGAGUGCAGCAAAAACAGCAAGAAAUACCUCACGCGAAUGUAGACUCAGUGCCAUUGUGCACCCUGGAACUCUUGGCAGGGAGGAGAGUUACGGUGGCACACAGAGAACUGUUGCUAUGGCAACAGCAGAAGCUGUCUGCGUCGGUGGGGCCAGGCAGGGUCCGGAAUAGCUUUCUUGGGACUCGGAGGUGAGGACAUCCCUGCUGUGCACAGACAUUGCUCUAGAGACAAUGGAGCUAGUAGAAGCAACACAGCCAGCAGAUACAGGGGAGCCUAAGGAACCAGAGUAUUCUAACCCUCUCCUGAGGCGUGCUCUCACUGGAGAUGUGGAAGGUGUGCAGCAGAUUUUUGCUGACCCAGAAGACCCUGAUGGUGAAAAGGCCAUGCAACUUCUCAUGGAAAAGGACAUCAUAGGGAGAGGCCUACUGUACGCAACCAGCAUGGCUGGACAGAGUGCAGUCAUCAGAGCACUGGCAAAAUACGGAGUGGUCAUGAAGGAUAAAACAGCCAGAGGUUACACACUCCUCCACUGUGCUGCGGCCUGGGGCCAGCUGGAGACUUUGAAAACUCUGGUAGAACUGGAAGCUGAUAUUCUAGCAACGACUUUCCAGGGUGAAAAGGCCCGAGAUAUAGCCCACCGUUAUGCACAGAUAGACUGUGUCGAAUUCCUGGACUGGGCAGAAGCUAAGCAGGCUCUGCGGACGUUCAUUGCCCACAUCCAGGCAACGAUUGCAGACCCAGAGAAGGUGCAGGGAAGGCUGAACAAGGAAGACAAGAACAUGUCUCUCAGCGCCUGUCGUGUAAAAUCUGACUGGCUUGAGAACGCCAAGGAGCCCACCAGACAAGACUUCCUGGAUCAGAAGCAGCACCUGGAAGAUACCAUGCUUCCCAUCUUCACAAAGCUGGCCACGCCCCGUCCUCUGACAGCUAAGAGCACCAGGUCGGCAUUGAACUGCAGCAAAAUCUGAAGCUUCAUUUCCACAUCUCCUGCCUGUCUCAGGUGUAGCUGUUGUUCCAGAUGGCAGAAAACCUUCUGAGGAUCAUGCCUCCUGAAACAGGAAGGACAAAGCACAGCUGGGCUGUCAGGCUUGCUCUCCCACUUCAGUUAUUACUCUAGGGCGCUAGUCAUGUGCAGUGCUUUACAAACACAGAAGGCAACGGCCCUGUCCUGGAGAGUUUGCAAUCUAAAAAUAGAAAAGUCUCUCACCUGUCCCUCCCUUGAAUCAACAGGUGCAGUUUAAAAUCACUCAGCUGAGCACGUGCUGGAGGCUGUGCUCUGGCUGCCCUUAGUGGAGCUUCUAUUUGUUUUUUUUCCAUGCUGGUUUAAACCUCAGUCUCCUUCUUGUUUGGGUCAAGGCCAUUCUGUGACUGGGACAAGGGCUCGGCCUACAUGUGCUCAUUGUGAUCUGGGCCAAGCAUGGAUGGUCCCCAAGGGUUAUGCUGGGGCAUCUUUCCCUGACUGGAAUCGCCUGGCUGCCAGAGCCUCCGUGACUUGACUCUCAUUCUGUAGUGGUAUGUGGUGCCCACAAGCAAGGUGCUCACAAGAGGCUUUCAGCCAGGAUCCAUCAGAAUGAAAUCCAUCCGUUCACCUGGCUAGUGGAGCCAGCACAUGGCUGCUCACAUAAUCUUCUUGAUGAUACAAAACAUUAAUCAAAUAGCAUAAUAACUCCUCAGCCAUCCAGUGUGACUCAUUGCCAUGGCAGCAGACAGAAAGCCAGUUUGCACCAAACAUGCCAUAAAAUUAGUCAAAUCCACCGCGGUAUGAGCCUUUGCUUUUGAUUACUUAGCUGUCCCAUGCAUGUGCCCUUUGGCUGAGCUCUGACUAGGUCUUAAGGGAAGCUUGUGGGUAGGUCAGAGAGUAGCUCUGUUUGGCCCUUCUGUUGCCACAGGCACCUUAUAAAAUGCCCUCUUUAAAAAGUGUACCUGUCUGUUCACUCCAGGUGAAGUUCAGCCUAUGCAGAUAGCCACUGCAAAGCUCAUGCCUCAUUUAAACCUGACUUAGAAGGUUUAAGUGGAGCAUAGGCCUCGGGCUGGCUCUCUGCAGGAGCAGAGGAGAAUGUCACAAAGAGCUGAUACAUUGCUAGCUAAUGACCCUCAAGGUGUCAUUGUAAAGGACUUGCUGAGGGGGGCCCCUGUGAGUGAUACUAACUAAGGGCAUGGCUACACUUGCAGAUGUAGAGCGCUUUGAGUUAAACCAGCCUUCGUCGAGCGCAGUGAGGAAAGCGCUGCGAUCUGUCCACACUGCCAACUAGCAUUGGCCUCUGUUAGAGGCAGGAUACUGGGCUAGAUAGAGCCUUGGUGUGUCCCAGGCUGACUGUUCUGAUGUACACUCUCCUUGGCAGCAUUGUUGGGCUCACUAGCAGAGAUUCCAAUGGGUGGGUGGAAGAAGUGAUCUGAAAGAAACCUCACCUCAGGCUAUGCAUAUGUUAGUACCCCACAGAGCUAUGCAGGAGGCAGUGAUUGGGUUUCCAGUCACACACUCACUAGGCUUUGCGGAGCAGACAAAUUAAUUAAAACAGUGUUAUUCCAGAGGGAGAAUCUUAACGGCUUGGGGAACAUGAUGAAUCAUGCUGUGGUAUUCCCCAAUAUUAACCUGUUCCUUA